AUGGAACAAACUUUACAGGACACUUUGGAGGGGGGCGAUGAGACUGUUCAGCAGCAACCCCCUCCACUGAAACCCGCGUCUUGUGGGGAAAAAUCUCUUCAGGAAAAACUGUAUGACAUUUAUGUGGAGGAGUGUGAAAAGGAGCCAGAAGCAGAGGGCCUUCGAAGCAAUGUCAACUUGCUAGAGAAGCUUAUGAAGAGAGAGCCAUUGCCAUGUUUAGUGGUCAGCCUGUACCCAGAAAACCAGGGCUAUUCUCUCAUGCUCAAGGAUAAAGAUGGAGUCCUUAUAGAGCCCUAUCCAGGGCCGUAUGUAGGACAGAAACUGCUUGAAUAUUUGGAUGCUGAAGAGUUACCUUCCUUUCUGAUUGAUAUUCUGGAAAAGUCUCCUGUGAAUGUUUUUCACAGUGGCUGUGUCAUAGCAGAAAUCCGAGACUACAGGCAGUGUGGUGACAUCUACCCUCCCGAGGAGCCUGCUGCAGAGGCUGCUGUGUCCUCUCCUGCUUGCCAAGUCCGGCAUAUUCUCUUACGUCCAACGAUGCAGUCUCUAGUAAGCGAUGUCGAGUCCAUGACAAGUGACAGCAGUCAGUGGACCCAGGAAGCAAAACAGGAGCUUGAGAGCCAACUGAUCUUAGCUACAGCAGAGCCACUGUGUCUGGAUCCUUCUGUUGCUGUCACCUGCACGGCCAACAAAUUGCUGUUUAAUGAGCAGAAGAUGAACACUAACCCCAUGCGGCAAUGCUUCAAGAGGCAUGCAUGCCCCUCUCUGGAUCAAGAGGAGGUACCAUCUGGGUGUUCUUGUCCCCCUGACUUAAUGACAACCACUCCUUGCAAAAAGCAGGCAAAAAUAAGUCCAGAUAACCCAUCUGACCUGCAGAUUGAUGGAACAGAAACAUGCAACCAGAGUCCCUGUGAACUGACUGUGCCUUCAGAGAUGGACUUGGAGAGCUUUGUUAAAGAGUUGCUAUCUCUGCCCUUUGAUGAGACUGAACCAACCAUCUCAGCAAUUCCUGAGGUAAAAUAUGAUUGUAUGUUUGAUUGUGAGGAUGACAGUCAGCUAUGGGAUAGGAAUGAAGAUAUCAUGGAGUGCCUUAAUACGCUUCUCAAUGAGGAAAUAGAGCCACUUCCAGAGGGCAGCAGUGCUAACGCCAUGUCUCUCCCUCCUGUUGCCCUGGGUGAUUAUUCAGAUGAUUUCCUGACAGGGAUAAACACUGAGCCAAGGAAGACAGUGCCUAUGUGCCAGGAGGCUGUCCAGAGCCAAGCUAGUUGUCCCAGCAAGAUGCCACAGGGGUCCAGUAGCUCAGGCCCCUCAUCUCUCAGGUCCGUCACACCAGAGGCCAGGCGAGACCCGCCUCCUGCUCCUCAAGCAGUCAGGGUGGUUCAGCGGACCACUGUGGGAAUGAGCAGAGUUCCUCCAGCUGGCCAACCCAGUGCUAGGUCAUCAGAAAACAACCCGAAGAUCCAGCCCCCCACUUGGACCACUCGUGUUCGCGUGAUCCGUUUGGUAAGGUCUACUAUGGUGGGUAAUUCAACCCAGGUCCCAGUCCGCCUCACUAGCGCCCCAGCUGCUGAGGGAACCAGUCAUAAUAGCCACAUUCCAACCAGAGAACCUAGGCCAGCACAGCGCACCGUGAGGCCACCUGUGCGACUCAUUAUAAAUAAUACAGCAAAUCCCAUAAGUGUAAGGACUCCCCCUGGCUCUCUCAUUAUGCACACAGACUCUCAGAUGUCAUCCCAGAGACCACUGCAAUUUCCACAGCAGACAUAUGUAUUGAUUCCAAAACAGCUGCAACCACCCAGCGCCCCUGUCCCCCAGCAGCCACAGCCAGGGCCAGCAGCUUCCUCCCAAGGGUCUAAUCCUCAGCAGGUGUCCUUGCCAGAUCAGCAAACUAGUCGCCUUAACAGUGAGGGGCCCAGAGUGGUUCAACAGACCCAGAGGUCUGUGGUAUUUCGGGUGAGCUCCACCCCACAGAGCCACAGGCAGAAUGUUCGGGCCCAGGGCUUCCAGGUCUCUGCUAUCAUGGUCCGGCAGGGGCAGAGGCAGGGGCAGACCCAGAAUGUGCAUGUGCGAAUCAUACCACGCAUAGUGACUGUGUCCAGAGCAGACAUUCGGUCCUCUGCACGUGGGAAUGCAGCUAGCGAACCCAGUGAUAGAGGAACGGGAGGGCAACCAAACCCCCCAAGGUCCUGA
Messenger RNA from Microtus oregoni (creeping vole), 2187 nucleotides. Its product is annotated as transcription factor SPT20 homolog. NCBI's taxonomy places the organism in Eukaryota, Metazoa, Chordata, Mammalia, Rodentia, Cricetidae. The coding region runs from base 1 to 2187 and encodes 728 amino acids. The transcript has 2 exons. Gene Ontology annotation, biological process: regulation of transcription by RNA polymerase II. Gene Ontology annotation, cellular component: SAGA complex. Gene Ontology annotation, molecular function: transcription coregulator activity. The record is from RefSeq and is a predicted model, not a curated record.